AUGCCUCGGCCCUCUCUCGCCGCCUUCCUCGCCCAGGCCCGCGCCGCCCUGACAGCGCCACGCCGCCCAAACGCGCCCCUCACCCUCGUCGUCGGCAAUGAGUCCGCAGACCUCGACUCCCUCUGCUCGGCCGUCCUCUACGCCUACCUCCGCAGCACGACACCUGCGCAGCCAACCCUCCACAUCCCUCUCUCGAACCUGCCCCGCGCCGACCUCGCCCUGCGCCCCGAGCUCACCGCCGCCCUCGCCCGUGCCCGCCUGCGUCCCUGCGACCUCCUGACCCUCGACGACCUCGCCGACACACUGACCCCCGAGUCCACACGCUGGGUCCUCGUCGACCACAACGCCCUCACUGGCACCCUCGCGGCGGGCGGCUUCGGUUCUCGUGUCGUCGGCUGCGUCGACCAUCACGCCGAUGAGCGUAGCGUGCCGGCCCGGACGGGGCGACGAGCCGCGCCUCAUCGAACACGGUGCGGGCAGCGGCGGCGAGGCCUCUGGUCGUCGAAAUGGGUGGCCGGGCCCGGCGGUGGGACGGAUGCCGCCCCCGAUGCUGGCGCCGCGUGGCUCGGUCUCGCUGCCGUCCUCGUGGACACGGCGGGGCUCAAGGCCGCCGACAAGACGACGGCGCGCGACGUGCGCGCCGUCGAGUUUCUCGAGCGCCUCGUCGUCGGCAUCGGACAGGAACAGGCCUACGGGCGCGACGCGUACCUUGGCGAGCUGUCGCGCGUCAAGGAGGACCUGUCGGGCAUGGCGCUGCGGGACGUCUGGCGGAAGGACUACAAAGCAGUGGGACGAGGGCGGCCCGCGUCCUCGGUGUGUCAGCCGUGCCGCAGGGGUUGCGCUACCUCAUCGACGAGUCGGCCGCAGGCGACCAGGACGGCCUGCUCAAAGGCGCUGAACGACUGGGUCGACGAGAGGGGCCUCGACGUCGGCGUCGUCAUGACGACGCUGCAUCCUGGCGGCGACUUUCAGCGGGAGCUCCUCGUGUGGGCCUUUAGCGAGGGCGCCGCCGACGCGGUCGAGGCGUUCGUCAAGACGAACGAGCGAGAGCUCGGUCUCGAGACGUAUGACGGCGGCAGACUUGACGAUGUCUCUAAUGGCUGGUGGCGCCGCGCGUGGAAGCAGCGGAACGUGGCGCACAGCCGGAAGAGGGUUGGGCCUAUGCUGCGCGAGGCUUUGAGAGAGAGUCCAAAGCUGUAA
Messenger RNA from Verticillium alfalfae VaMs.102, 1200 nucleotides. RefSeq lists its product as hypothetical. Bases 1 to 1200 code for a protein of 399 amino acids. Gene Ontology annotation, cellular component: cytoplasm. NCBI's taxonomy places the organism in Eukaryota, Fungi, Ascomycota, Sordariomycetes, Glomerellales, Plectosphaerellaceae. The record is from RefSeq and is a predicted model, not a curated record. Gene Ontology annotation, molecular function: exopolyphosphatase activity. The transcript has 2 exons.